GUAGUGAUGUGAAAACCCCUCAUGAAGUUAUUAAUUUGAACGCGUGGUGGCGGUGCAGGCUAAGAGAGUGAAUAAAAGCUCUGCAGAUUCAGUGGACUCCAUUUUACCCAGAAGCCAGGUAAAAAUACAGAAUAUAGUUAGAGCUAAAGCUAAGAUAGACGUGUUCAGGAAGGCAGUCGUCGCCAGACAAGUUAUAAGAACAAAUUUAAAAAUCUAUAGCAAAAACAUUUCGGAGGGUCGUCGCCGGAUGUGGUGAUUGGGAGCUGAAGAGGAUUUUUCCUAUGGAAUCAGACAGAACAAUAGAGAUGGUGCAUACAAAAGCACAGCGCAAGAAAAGGCAAGUGGCGAUCUUCAUUUUAUUGAUGCUUCUGUGGGAAGUGGGUUCAGAAUCGAUUCAGUAUUCAGUACUGGAGGAGACAGAAAGUGGCACUUUUGUAGCCAACUUGACAAAGGACCUGGGACUUGCGGUGGGAGAGCUGGCCGCACGGGGCGCCAGGGUUGUUUUCAAGGGGAACAGACAGCAUUUGCAGCUUGACCCACAGACCCAUGAUUUGCUGCUAAAUGAAAAACUGGACAGGGAGGAGCUGUGCGGCUCCACUGAGCCGUGUGUGCUUCCUUUCCAAGUGUUACUGGAAAAUCCUUUGCAGUUUUUUCAGGCUGCCUUGCGAGUCAGAGAUAUAAAUGACCAUGCCCCAGAGUUCCCUUCUAGAGAAAUGAUCCUGAAAAUAUCAGAAGUUACUACGCCAGGAAAGAUAUUUCCUUUAAAAAUGGCAAACGAUUUAGACGUUGGCAGCAACAGCCUUCAGAGCUACACAAUCAGCUCCAAUCCUCACUUCCACGUUCUCACCCGCAAUCGCAGCGACGGCAGGAAGUUCCCAGAGCUGGUGCUGGACAAGGCUUUGGACCGCGAGGAGCAGCCUCAACUCAGGCUAACGCUCACCGCGCUGGAUGGCGGGUCUCCGCCCAGAUCAGGAACCUCACAGAUUCAGAUCCAGGUUUUGGACAGCAAUGACAACGCCCCUGAGUUUGUUCAGGAGCUCUAUGAGGCUCAAGUCCCUGAGAACAGCCCCCUUGACUCUCUGGUUAUUACCGUCUCAGCCAGAGAUUUAGAUGCAGGAUCGUUUGGGGAGGUAUCCUAUGCCCUAUUUCAAGUCGAUGACGUUAACCAACCCUUCGAAAUAAACACAAUCACAGGAGAAAUUCGACUGAGAAAGGCUUUGGAUUAUGAGGAAUUUCAGUCUUAUCACGUGGAUGUUGAGGCCACAGAUGGUGGGGGCCUAACAGGAAAAUGCUCUUUAGUCCUCAAGGUCCUGGACGUGAAUGACAACGCCCCUGAACUGACCAUGUCAUCACUCAUCAGCACCAUCCCUGAAAACUUGCCAGAGAUCAUAGUGGCAGUUUUCAGUGUUUCAGAUGCAGAUUCUGGACAUAACCAACAGGUUAUUUGUUCUAUAGAUAACAAUCUCCCCUUUAUUCUAAGACCUUCCGUGGAGAAUUUUUACACUCUGGAAACGGAAGGCGUCCUGGACAGAGAAAGCAGAGCUGAGUACAACAUUACCAUCACAGUCACUGACCUGGGGACACCUAGACUGAAAACUCAACACAGCAUAACGGUGCUGGUCUCCGACGUCAAUGACAACGCCCCGGCCUUCACCCAAACCUCCUAUGCUCUGUUCGUGAACGAGAACAACAGCCCCGCCCUGCACAUAGGCAGCGUCAGCGCCACAGACAGAGACUCAGGCACCAACGCCCAGGUCACCUACUCACUGCUGCCGCCCCAGGACCCACACCUGCCCCUCGCCUCCCUGGUCUCCAUCAACGCGGACAACGGGCACCUGUUCGCCCUCAGGUCGCUGGACUACGAGGCCCUGCAGGCGUUCGAGUUCCGCGUGGGCGCCACAGACCGAGGCUCCCCUGCGCUGAGCAGCGAGGCGCUGGUGCGCGUGGUGGUGGUGGACGACAACGACAACUCGCCCUUCGUGCUGUACCCGCUGCAGAACAGCUCUGCGCCCUGCACCGAGCUGGCGCCCAGGGCGGCCGAGGCCGGCUACCUGGUGACCAAGGUGGUGGCGGUGGACGGAGACUCGGGCCAGAACGCCUGGCUGUCGUUCCAGCUGCUCAAGGCCACGGAGCCCGGGCUGUUCAGCGUGUGGGCGCACAAUGGCGAGGUGCGCACCGCCAGGCCGCUGAGCGAGCGCGACGCGGCCAAGCACAGGCUGGUGGUGCUGGUGAAGGACAAUGGCGAGCCUCCGCUGUCUGCCACCGUCACGCUGCACGUGCUCCUGGUGGAUGGCUUCUCCCAGCCCUACCUGCCGCUCCCAGAAGCGGCCCCGGACCAGGCCCAGGCCGACUCGCUCACCGUCUACUUGGUCAUCGCCUUGGCCUCUGUGUCCUCGCUCUUCCUCUUCUCGGUGCUGCUGUUCGUGGCGGUGCGGCUGUGCAGGAGGAACAGGGCGGCCUCGGGGGGUCGCCGCUCGGUGCCUGAGGGCCACUUUCCUGGCCACCUGGUGGACGUCAGCGGCACGGGGACCCUGUCCCAGAGCUACCAGUAUGAGGUGUGUCUAACUGGAGGCUCAGGGACCAGCGAGUUCAAGUUUCUGAAGCCGAUUAUCCCCAACUUCGCUCCUCAGGGAACUGGGAGGGAAAUGGAGGAAAGCUCCACGUUUCGGAAUAGCUUCCCAUUCAGUUAAGUACUGGAUUACUCUAUUAUUCUAAACCCUACUUAUUAAGUUUGGAAAUCUCUUUUAACUUAAAGGUACAUGUUAUUGAUGGUCUAUUUCUUGCUUAAUUUACCUCUGUUCUUUAGGUUGAAUCUUUUUCAAAAGAUACUAGCAAUGCACAGUAUUUUCUCUAUUCAAGCUUAGUAGUUUUUUGUUAUUUCUCUGGACUGUAUUUGAUAAUUUGAGUAAAAAGUAAAAUUUUAGUUGCAUAAUUAAAAUACUUUUAAUUAAAUCACCUAUCCUUUUUACAAAAACAUAUUUCAAAGCCUUUAAGUAAAAUUGUAUUUCCAACUAUUGGGGACAGUUUUUCACUAUUGCUAUGUAGGACUAUACAAAAAUGUGAGUAUUUGUUUGUAUUUCAUCUUCCAAUGUAAGUCUCAUUUUGGGCUAACUCCUAAGAGUGUAAUACUUACGAUAAACACUAAGGAUGGCUAAAUGCUAAGAUAUCCAUUCAUACUUAUGUGCAUUUCAAAUAUAUCAUAAUAGUCAAUACAUAUUUUCUAUGCACAUAGACUUUACUAGUGUCCACACAUUAAAUUAGAGUUUGUGAACCUCAUGUAAGUACAUGAUGGUCUGUUUUUAAAAACAUUGAGCCAAUUAUAAUAUAAAUGCUUAAUAAAUACUUGCUGAAUGUUACCAA
Molecule: messenger RNA, 3360 nt
Organism: Lemur catta (Ring-tailed lemur)
Lineage: Eukaryota; Metazoa; Chordata; Mammalia; Primates; Lemuridae
Gene: PCDHB6
Product: protocadherin beta 6
Exons: 1
Coding region: 282-2690 (802 amino acids)
Biological process (GO): homophilic cell-cell adhesion
Cellular component (GO): plasma membrane
Molecular function (GO): calcium ion binding
Source: RefSeq, a predicted model, not a curated record